CCCCACACCCCCUAUCCCCACCCCCUUGUCUGCCUGAUCCGUUCCCUGCGUGAUGGCCAACAUGGCCAACAUGGCCGACAUUACCACAGCAGGAGGUGGGAAUGCAGUGGUCCUGAAGGCUGGAGAGGAAGGAGGAAAGAAGGAGCUUUUACAGAGCGAGCUUGCUCAGGGUGAGCUUGCUCAGGGCGAACUUGCUCUGGGCGAAAUUGCCCCAAGCAAGCCUGCUCAAGAAGAACUUGCUCAAUCCAGUCUUACUCAGGAAGCCACAGGAGUGGUAGAGGAGGGAGAAAACGAAGAAGAAGAAAUGGAAGGAGGUCAUGCUGGAGAUGGUAGUUCUGACCCCAUGGACAAGGGGAUCCCCGCGGAAGGUGGUCAUGGCAGCAGUAUUGAACAGCAGCCUCAGCAAGAGGCGGCAAUGCCUGAGGGCACCAAGAGUCUCCAGGCUGGGGACAGGAAACCUUUCCAGAGACGCACCAGAUUCACCCAGUCUCAGCUGCGGGACCUAGAGCGUCUUUUCAAAGAGAAUCGCUACCCCAGCUUUCAAGUAAGGAAGGAUCUUGCAAGAUGGAUGGGUGUGCCGGAAGCAGAUGUGCUGGAUUGGUUUAGGACCAGGAGAGUGAAUUUCAAGUGAAGCACUACACUAUCAAUGCUGUUUGAUGCACCACCUGGUCCCCAGAACAACGAUCCCUGAAGAUUUUGGAGCAGCGCAUGAGUUCCACCUCUGUCCAGAGCCAGAUGUUGUGGAGCCUGGCCCUGCCCCCAAUGUCUCGGCCACCCAUGCUGGUCAUGACAUCCUUUUCUUCCCUGCAAUUAUCUUAGCAAUAAAGAGGUGGAUUCUCAGUA
Peromyscus californicus insignis is the source of this 843-nucleotide messenger RNA. Its product is annotated as rhox homeobox family member 2-like. Gene Ontology annotation, molecular function: DNA binding. The record is from RefSeq and is a predicted model, not a curated record. Lineage: Eukaryota; Metazoa; Chordata; Mammalia; Rodentia; Cricetidae. Bases 53 to 631 code for a protein of 192 amino acids. The transcript is spliced from 4 exons.